Molecule: messenger RNA, 2203 nt
Organism: Dalotia coriaria
Lineage: Eukaryota; Metazoa; Arthropoda; Insecta; Coleoptera; Staphylinidae
Exons: 1
Coding region: 589-2133 (514 amino acids)
Biological process (GO): cilium movement
Cellular component (GO): cilium
Molecular function (GO): protein binding
Source: RefSeq, a predicted model, not a curated record
GGGUGAAGCCCAGCUUGUGUUAUGGGUUCAGUCGGUGAAGAUAACAAAGUUUUCAGUGUGUUUAAGUCUUCAAGUUUGAAAGUUGUGACAAAUCCUUGCUCCCAUUUUGUUCCGUAUCUCCCAGCUCUCCCUGCUAUUUGUAAUGCUUGUGAUACAGACAUGGCGUCCAUUUCUUUUUCCCCUUUUUCAUUGAUUACUGGUUUUAUCAACGAAUGAAAAAUGAUUCGUCGAAUGCUUAAAUUUAAUCCCAUGCCUAUUGCAUCUGUGGCUACUAAUAUCUUACAACUAUUAUCAACGUCGUUGAAUUUGGCAGCUUGUGCAAGUUUUGUAUUAGGCGGAAGUCCGCCAUAGAUGACUGCGACUUCCCUUCCGGUGGCUUCUAUCCCACGUGACACUGAAUAAAUGUCGUUUUUGCUGAAACAAACGAUGCAAUCACCCAGUUGGACGUUGUCUAAACCUCCUAGAGUUUAUAAAUAUAUAAAAAUCUAAUAAAUUUCAUACAGUUUUGUAACAAACAAAAAAAAACAAGCUGUCAUCUGUCAAAUAUUUCACACACUUUUUACCGUUUUUACCGUUUUACAAAACAAGAUGGAUGCCAGGUCCUCACGUACUGCAAAAUCCAUCCAACAAGCUGGUCAUCCACUUACACCCACAACAACCUUGAACCAACUCGUAGGUGAUGGUAUAACACGUCCCAAGGUCAAAACCUACAAGCAACGCAAAGCUAUGCGUGAAAAACACUAUCAACUCAAAGAAAUGCGUGCGAAUCUUCCGAAAUUAUCAAAAACAGAAAUUCGCAGGUUUAGGUUACCAUUCCAUGAAGCACUCUUAGCUGAGUUGGAAGAAGAUGGCUACUUCCACACCGCGAAAUUCCUCUCACAACUCAUGGAGUACCAAGAGGCUUACCGUGCUGAUCAUAGCUAUGAUGUAAUCAUCCAAGCACGACCUGUUCUCAAAGAAAGCAAUGAUCAACUCACUUAUCUCUAUGAUAAUCUGAAGAAAGCAGAAACAGCACAUAUACAAGAAGAUAUCGAAUUGGAAAUUGAAGAGUUGUUGAAAAUCGCUUAUAAGAAUGCAUUUGGUCCUGUUGAUUGGUGGUGGUUAGGUGAACAAGUCUUCGCACAGUGUCUAAACAUCACCACGAAUUACCGCGCUGAUGACAGAUUCAGACACACGAUGACCUAUUACCUCUACGGGAAGUACCUCAUUGAACAACCGAGGAUUAUCCCAUUGGGUAUGCAGUUCCUGAACAUAGCAAGAGAAUACAGUAAAGAUAAACUAUGGUCAGCAGGGAAGAUCACUGGUCAUAUUGAGAAGUACAUCUUCAUUGAGGUAUCCACUGUGUUGUAUCAUACUUUAAUGGAUCAGGCGAAAGCUGUGUUGUCACGGGACCCAGCCUGGGCUCUGGAGUUAACCCUGGAAGCACGUGAACGUGGUAUUGAUGCUUGUCUCCCCCGUGCGGAUGUUUUUCAUUUACUGGGACAAUGUGAGAUGGCUAAUCAACAAGCGGAUAAAGCCGUGAGUAAUUUCAUGAAAGCCUUCCUGUUAUACAAGACAAAUCAUCAGAUGGAGGAAUGUUGUGAGGCUAUGAUUGGUCUUGCACAAGCUUAUUAUGUCAUGGGUGAUUUUUAUCAGAAUAAAGAACAGAUGGAGAAGUUGUUGAAGUUUGCGCAGAAGCAGGGAUUGAAAAGUUACAUUGGACAGGCACAUCUCUACAUAGGGCAGUAUUUCCUCAAUGAAGGAUCACCGGAAGCUGCUUCUCCGUAUCUUACAAAUGCUUUGAAUAUUUUUCAUGAGAUUAAUGAUGUCGCAAGGCGUGAAUUCGUGAAAAACUUAGGUGCGGUAUCAAAAGGUCAGUUAACCUUUCAAUCAUAUGUCAAACUUAUCCUGAGAUGUGAGGAUAAGUCAGAUAGUUUGAAACGCAACAGGAAUUUAGCUAGAUUAUUGAAAUGGAAGGAUUCACGUGAGCCUUUCUGGGAUGAUUUGUCUGAGAGUUGUUCAUCUGCAUCACUGGUUGCAGAAACAGAAGAGGAAGAUGAGUCUAAGUUUGAAGCAACUUCACAAGUUGAAGAAAAAGUAGCAGAAGAGACUUGGGAGGAAGCACCACGUGAUGAGCACUCCAUUGGUGGAUAAUUUUUCAUUUUUUUGUUUUAUUAUAAAAAAACUAAGAAUUUAUACGAAUCAAAACUUUGGUUUGCGUUUA